UAGAAAUCGGUUCGGUUGCUUUGAUUCUUGCCUGGAAAAAUGGAGAAAUUGAAAGUGUUAUUCGAAAAUCGGUUAGUUCGUGUGUCCGUCUACACCUUGUGCAUCUCGUUCGUCUCGGAAAUGGCCUAUCAUGCGGUGAAACGGUGGCGAAAAAUCCUCGUGAAAGAUGAAGUGAAUGAAGUUCUUUACACCAACGACCAAACGCAAAUUUGCACGGCCUCGCACAAGUCUAAUAAUGUUGCGUGUAAAAAUCGCAGUUGUUACAUACGGAAUAUAGCGAGAAUCGUGAAGUGCAUCGAUAGCGCAAAGGCGUCCAUAGAUUUUUCCAUGUAUAUUUUCACGGCAGCGGAGCCGGCCGAGGCGGUCUUACGGGCGCAUCGUCGGGGUGUUCGCGUUCGGGUGAUUUGCGAUGAGUCGAUGGCGUUCGCGAGCGGAUCGCAAGCCGUGGCCUUCCACAAUGCCGGAAUACCUGUUCGAUUUCAAACAAAUUCAACCGGCCUAAUGCAUCACAAAUUUUGUAUAAUUGACGGCCCGUAUAGUCGUCGUCUUCGUCCAUCAACAUCGGCUGUAGCACGAUAUGCAAAUGAAUCGGAUAUGAUACCUUUACUGUUGAACGGAUCAAUGAAUUGGACGUUUCAGGGAUUCUCUGGCAAUUGGGAAAAUCUUCUCAUCACCUCAAAUUUGCAACUUAUCGAUCAGUUUGAGCAAGAAUUUCAACGGAUGUGGAAUAAAUUUAAUAACAAAAAUAAUUGUAUAGUGUAGGGAAAAUAGUGAAAUUAAAUUAAAUUAAUUAAUUUAAAGUGAAUAAGUUGGUUAAAUCAAAGGUGCGGAAAAUAAAGGAAACAAUCAAAAGUUAACAAAUGCAGAAUUCCUUGUCCAAUGACACAAAAUAUGCAAAUCUAGCAACAGACGAACAAACAGACAAAUGCAACAUCAGUAAAAUUUCUGGUUUGAAAGCAUUCGACCUCAAAAGUAUUUCGGGUGUAGAAGGGGAAUUGUGAUUGAAGUGUCACCAUUAUAUCCUCUGAUGAUACUCUAUCGUCCAGAGGGCAUUUUAUGGUUGCUGUUUAUAGUCCAUUCCCAAUAGAAUUCAUUACUGAGAAUGAAUUAUUUAUUCUGUUAUGUAGAAAUGGAGUAAAGUGAAGAAAAAAAAAACAUGGAAGAAACUAUAAACGAUUUGUGUGGGGGUUAAGAUUCGCUUAGAAAUGCAACUCACAUAAAUUUAACGUGAAUGCUCGUAAAAAAUACGAGCAAUGAACCGGAAAAUUUCUAAGUGGAAUGAUCUAGUUUAAUUGAAAAUAUUUGGGAGUUUUUUUUAGGUAUGAUGAUUCAAUUGCCGAGAAUUUAGGAUCCAAGGUAACAAUGAAGAAAGUAUCUUGUAGUUGAGACUUCUCAUGAAAGAAGAUGCUUACGAAAUAGUUAACCUCGCCCAAGGCUCUUGCAAGAGAAGGUAAAAGGAGAGAAGUAAUAGAGGAGGAGGGGGCG
Molecule: messenger RNA, 1485 nt
Organism: Hermetia illucens (black soldier fly)
Lineage: Eukaryota; Metazoa; Arthropoda; Insecta; Diptera; Stratiomyidae
Gene: zuc
Product: mitochondrial cardiolipin hydrolase
Exons: 4
Coding region: 40-762 (240 amino acids)
Biological process (GO): piRNA processing
Cellular component (GO): mitochondrion
Molecular function (GO): RNA endonuclease activity producing 5'-phosphomonoesters, hydrolytic mechanism
Source: RefSeq, a predicted model, not a curated record